CCGGAAACGAGAUUUCUGAACAAUACCAAGCGAUGUCUGGAGCAUCGCUGCAUCUCUAUAACAGUGUAGCAAGAUAAUGGACUUUGAGAAGAGUUCUGUGAAAGAUAAAGAAUACGAGUGUGUGGAGCUUGGUGAUCUGGGCAGAAAAGAGAAGAUUCCACGGCGGAUUAUUCAUUUCUCCAGCGGCGAGACCAUGGAAGAAUACAGCACAGAUGAUGAGGAGGAAGACAAAAAAGAGAGCACACAGAAAGGCCUUUUGUCCUCCACAGACACUUCCAAGCUCACUUGGGGUCCAUAUGUGUGGUUUCAGAUGUGGAGAGCAGCUACAUCAGCUUUAUCUGCUUGUGACUACCUUGGUGAGCGGUUAGCAUCACUAUUGAGCAUCACCUCUGCAAAGUACCAGUAUGCUAUUGAUGAGUACAGCAGGUCUAAGGGGGAGGAGGAGGGAGAGGAAGAUACGUAUCUGUCUGAAAAAGCAGAGCACCUGUUUGAAGAGCAGCCGAACGAAGAAGAUCUGAAGACCAACCAGCCAGAGACCAAGAGCACUAAAACAAAUGUUGAGCUGACCAAUGAGUUGGACCUUAACACUUCCUUAGUACCCAACAGAGUUCUUAUACCUGCUCUUGUUACAAGCACCUAAGUACAUGUUAUCUAAAAUUCAUUUGGAGUUUAAAAUUACCUUUCCUUUAAUGCACUUACUACAGGGAGUUAAACAGGCUUUUAAAUACAUUUUGUAUGUGUAAAUUAACUUGUGGAUUCUGAUGCCUUAAUACACUGAUCAUGUAUCAGUGAAAUUAUUUAUACUGAUCAUGGAUGUGGAGAUGAACAAAUUCUACAGCCAUAGAUCUAAAUUAAGUUUAGAAAAAUAGAAAUGCCACAACACUGAAUGCUUUACAUAAAACACUUAUAUCGCAAUUGUGUUUUUAACUUUAUUCACAAAUUUGUAUUAUUAUAUUUAUUAAGAACAUUUGAUGCAAAAACCUGGCAAUCUACUGGUCACCACCUGCCUAAAUAAGACUGUCAACGUAUAAUGUGUGAAUUGUAAUUGAAUGGAUUUAAAAAAGUGUUUAACUAUGUUGCAGUUAAAAUAAAACACUGCAAUAUAUCAGUCUUUA
Triplophysa dalaica is the source of this 1115-nucleotide messenger RNA. RefSeq lists its product as uncharacterized. The record is from RefSeq and is a predicted model, not a curated record. Lineage: Eukaryota; Metazoa; Chordata; Actinopteri; Cypriniformes; Nemacheilidae. The transcript is spliced from 5 exons. Bases 77 to 640 code for a protein of 187 amino acids.